Molecule: messenger RNA, 696 nt
Organism: Theileria annulata
Lineage: Eukaryota; Apicomplexa; Aconoidasida; Piroplasmida; Theileriidae
Exons: 2
Coding region: 1-696 (231 amino acids)
Source: RefSeq, a predicted model, not a curated record
AUGUCAGAUAAGGAGUCCGAUCCUCUGGAUGAUCUUAAUCGCAAAUACCAAGAACUCACCAUAUCAGGGAAAUUCUCGUUCAACUACAACCUUCUUAGAAUCGUUGACGUAACUAUCCACUCAGUUCGCCAAUCUUGGAUUAUUCUGAAGGAAUCUCUCUCCUAUGAUCUCAGUUACUACCUGGAGGAGGGGAAAAUGUUCCCCGACUUCUAUCUCAUGAAAAGAUAUGUAAAGUUCUCAUCGCUAGCCUUUAUUUCCCUCUAUUCCGCCGCAACCAUGAUUUGUGAGGUCUCUAACCCAGACUGUUCUCCAUCAAGCUCUAAACAUGGCUCUGGAAAAGGUUCCAAGUCCAAGAACAAACCGGAUCCAUUCUCAGUUAUAAUUGUGGCAGUUUCAGUCUUGCCAAACCACACCGGAAUCGGACUCUGUAAGUUUCCAAUUUUUAUUUUUUUAGCUGUUAAGCUCCUCGACUACACAAUUAACAAGGUAAAGGAGGCAAAACUUUCCAAGAUUUUUGCAAUCGCAGAUGAAAACAAUAGGGCGACAAUAGACUUCUACAACAAUCAUGGGUUUUACAGGUCAUCUUCCACCUUCUCUGAUGUUGUUUCUAACCUAAAGGUAAAGAGCCCCGAGUCUCAGGCGCCUCCAUCAUUCAUUAUUAUGGAGCGUACACUUUCUACUCCAGAAACAAAAUAA